UUUAUACAUGAAUGAAAGAAACUAUCAUAUCAAACAUCGUCCCUUAAACAGAUUUCCCCGGAUUGACAAAACCCUAAUAAAAGCACCGCAAACAGGAAGAAAGAAAGAAAAGGAAAACCAGUCUUUCUUUCUUUCCCGUCGAUAAUGGCGUCGUCGGAGAAAAGAUGCCUCUACGAGGUCCUAGGCGUGAACCGUGACUGCACCCCCGACGAGAUCCGGUCCGCCUACAGGCGGCUCGCUCUGCAACGCCACCCUGACAAGCUAGUUAAAUCCGGCGUGUCGGAAUCCGAAGCCACAGCUGCCUUUCAGGAGCUGGUGAACGCCUACGAAGUCCUGUCUGACGCGCGGGAGCGCGCUUGGUACGACUCGCACCGCUCUCAGAUACUCUUCUCGUCCAAUUCCGGUCCAACGAAUUCGUCUAAUUCCGGUUCUGUCCCCGACUUAUUCUCCUUCUUUUCCAAUUCAGUUUAUUCUGGUUACUCUGAUAAAGGCAAGGGCUUUUACAAGGUCUAUGGUGAUCUCUUCGAGAAAAUCUACCAAAACGAUUUGAAUUUCGCGAGGACGUUAGGUGUAGGUUUGCCCAAGGAAGCUCCUCUCAUGGGAAAUUUGGACAGUCCUUAUGCUCAGGUGACAGCAUUCUAUAACUAUUGGUUAGGGUUUGUUACUGUGAUGGACUUUUGUUGGGUAGAUCAGUAUGACGUGAUGGCGGGUCCCAAUAGAAAGUCAAGGAGGGUGAUGGAGGAGGAGAACAAGAAGCUGAGGAAAAAGGCACGAAGGGAAUACAACGAGACUGUUAGAGGAUUGGCGGAGUUUGUUAAAAAGAGAGAUAAGAGGGUGAUUGACAUGCAGAUGAAGCGGAAUGAGGAAAUGGAGAGGAAGAGGGAAAAGGAACGGGAGAGAAAGAAGGAGUUAGAGAGAGAGAAGGCUGAGAAAGCAAAGAAAUAUGUGGAACCUGAUUGGGCGAAGGCGGAGGAGUUGGAAAAUGAAGAAAUUGAGGAGGAUUGGGAUGAGGAUGGGAAAAAGAAGGCAGAUGAGAAUGAAUUGUACUGUGUGGUGUGUUCGAAGAAGUUCAAGAGCGAGAAACAGUGGAAAAAUCACGAGCAGUCCAAGAAGCAUAAGGAGAAGGUGGCAGCUUUGAGAGAAGCUUUUGAUGAUGAAGAUGAUGAAUACGAAGGGUUAGUGGAGGAUGGGGUAAGUGAGGAGCAAAAAGUAGCUGAUGGUGAUAUAACAGCUGAUUUAUCUGCGGAUGAUGGGGUGGAUGAGUUAGCAGAGCAAUUUGAAGGUAGUACGCGAAUUCAAGAAGAUGAAUGUGAGGAUGAUGAGGUUCAAAGCAGCAACGAAGAUGAGACCACAUCAAAAGGAUUAGAUGAUGGGUUUAAUUAUCGAAGUGGCAGUGAUUCAAAGGAGCAAUUUGAAGGUAGUACGCGAAUUCAAGAAGAUGAAUGUGAGGAUGAUGAGGUUCAAAGCAGCAACGAAGAUGAGACCACAUCAAAAGGAUUAGAUGAUGGGUUUAAUUAUCGAAGUGGCAGUGAUUCAAAGGGAGUAGUUGAUGAACCUGGAUUAGAUGAUGAUGAAGCAAGUCUACUUGAAGCUAUGGUAUCUGGCCGCAAAAGUAGGAAGAAUGCAGGUCCAGGUGGCAGUCGUCAAGCUUCAGCAAAGAAUGUUCAGGCUGAAAGCAGUAACAAUGAAAUGGACUUCAUGGAAUAUAAUAAUCUUAGAAGUACUAGGAGAAAUAAGGGUGGCCGGAGACAAAGAAACAGGAGACCACAGGAAGAAGAAGACGAUGAAGGUGGAGGAGGAGAUGUUACAUCUUGUGCGACUAAAGUUGGUAUUGACACUGAGUUAGAUAGUGCAUACAAUGAUAACUCAGCUUUCCAGGGCCUGUCAUCAGACUCUCCACCAGAAACUGCUAAUGAUCGCAAAGAAAGUGACCUUUCGCGAAAUAGUGAAAAAGUUUCAAGCCAAGGUAUGGACAAGAAAACUACCGUUAGGAAGGAGAAGAAUACCAAAUCAAAAGAUGCAACCAAAGGAAGGAAACAGAAGGGAACAUCAAAAUUUUCUGGCAACUCGUGCGAGACAUGUGGGGAGGAAUUUGAUACAAGGAAUCAAUUACAUAAGCAUCUAGGAGCGACGGGGCAUGCCAAACUAAAGUCUCGGUGAUAUUAGAGAAUCUCAUUGUCUACAAUUCAAGCUGAUUGCUGGGAGUUUGGAGGCUCAUUAUUUGUUCGCUAUUCUUAUUCUUUGUGGGUUACAGAUUAUUGUCUACGAUUUAAAUCAUUUAUACCAUAGUCAAUUCGAAAUGAGCUAAAAAAUCAAAGUUCUUUGAUAAUAGAUGAAUACACGAUGGUCGAUGCAGAUGGAAGACGGUUUCUUAAUCUGUGUAUCUAAAAACAAUGAAGCCACUCAAGUUUUGCUGUAAUACCGAAGCUAACACUUUGGUUGAAUAUAUUUUUUUCCACGUUGAUGAAAGAAUGACA
Molecule: messenger RNA, 2477 nt
Organism: Nicotiana attenuata
Lineage: Eukaryota; Viridiplantae; Streptophyta; Magnoliopsida; Solanales; Solanaceae
Product: DNAJ protein JJJ1 homolog
Exons: 4
Coding region: 145-2160 (671 amino acids)
Molecular function (GO): zinc ion binding; nucleic acid binding
Source: RefSeq, a predicted model, not a curated record